AUGAUUGAGGAAAUUAACUAUAAUGCUGUCCCUGGUACCACCCAUUUGGUGGAUCUUGAAGGUAAAAUGAAUGCACACCAUUCAAGUGGUGAUUCAAAAAUUGUUUUGAUUCCAACACCAUCUGACGAUUAUGAUGAUCCAUUGAACUGGUCACCAAGAAGAAAGUGGCUAGCUGUUUUCUGUAACGUUGUUUAUACUUAUGGUGUUGGUAUCCCAUCUGCAGCUAUUUAUUCAGUGUUGACAAAUAUUGCUAAAGAGACUGAUAUCACAUUAGGUGAGUUGAAUGCUGGUACUGGUUAUAUGUUCUUGUUUUUCGGUUUAGGAUGUGUGAUUUUCCAACCAAUUGCCUUACAAUAUGGUAAAAGACCGGUUUAUCUUUUCAGUUUAUUUGCUACAUGUUUAAUUUGUGUUUGGGCACCUUACUCUAAAUCAAAUGGUGAAUGGAUUGGUGGUAAAAUUCUUCAAGGGUUCUUUGGUUCGCCUAUUGAAUCUUUGUGUGAAAUUACAAUGUCUGACUUAUUCUUUGAGCAUGAAAGAGCUAGAGGUAUGGGUAUUUAUGCAUUAGCUUUAAUCACAUCAAACUUUAUGGCACCAAUGCUUGCUGGUUUUGUUAGUGACGGUAUGGGAUGGAAAUGGGUGAUGUGGUUAUGCUCUAUUUUUUCUGCUGUUUGUUUGGUUUUUCUUUAUUUCUUCAUGGAGGAGACUAAUUUCAAACGUGAUUAUUCACAAAUUGACUCAGGUAUGACUGUCUUGGAAGGUAUAGGAUCUGAUCCUGAAAGUCUAGCUGAAGAUAAUUUAGCUGAUGGUGAGAAACCAGCACAAAGAGAAUACAAGGGUACCAAUACAAAAAAUCAUCAUACUGUUGAAGUUCCUUCUUCUAAUAUUUUAUUUCAACCAAAACCAAGAAAGACUUUCAAGGAUAAGAUUUCCUUGACUGGUGGUUUCAAGGAUAAGUUUUUAUUACCACACUAUUUACUUGGUCCUUUCAAAAUGGCUAGGUUUCCUUCCGUUCUAUGGGCUGGUUUCCUUUAUGGUUCAUCGCUAGUAUUUUUCAACUUAUUAAAUGCCACUGAGUCAACAGUUUUAAGUGGAGCACCAUAUAAUUUCUCAGCUGCUAUGUGUGGUUUAGCUUAUAUUUCACCAAACAUAUGCUGUGUUGUUGUGUUCUUAAUGGCUGGUUAUAUGUCAGAUUACUUGAAAGUUUCUUUGGCAAAAAGAAGAGGAGGAACCUCAUUACCUGAAGAUAGACUAUGGAUUUUGGUUGUUUAUAUGGUCUUAGGAUUCUUAGCGUGUAUUGGCUGGGGUGUCGGUGCACAUUACGAAGUUCACUGGAUUGUAUUGGUCAUUUCAAUGGGGCUAAUGGGUGGAUUGACAGUCUUUGGGUGUACAGCUGCUGUUACUUAUUGUUCUGAUUGUUAUCAUGAAAUGGAUACUGAAGCUAUGGUUGUUGUGAUUUUAAUUAGAAACUUGAUGUCAUUUGCAUGCAGUUAUGGUCUUACAGACUGGGUCUUGAAUAUGGGUUAUAAAAAUUCUUUUAUUUCAGCUGCAUGUUUAACUUUGUUCUGUAAUGCAACAUUUUUGGUCAUAAGAGCAAGUGGUCCUUACUGGAGAAAUAAGACUAAAGCUCAAUAUUGGAAGAUUGUUGAGCAUAAGAGAUCUGUUGAAGCUGGUAUUUAG
Hansenula ciferrii is the source of this 1677-nucleotide messenger RNA. RefSeq lists its product as uncharacterized. The record is from RefSeq and is a predicted model, not a curated record. Gene Ontology annotation, molecular function: transmembrane transporter activity. Lineage: Eukaryota; Fungi; Ascomycota; Saccharomycetes; Phaffomycetales; Wickerhamomycetaceae. The transcript has a single exon. The coding region runs from base 1 to 1677 and encodes 558 amino acids. Gene Ontology annotation, biological process: transmembrane transport.